UUGGGCUCUUCAUCCCCUUUCAUUAUCUCUUCUCUCACUGGCUUUCUCUCUCUCUCUCUCUCUCUCAUGACUCUAUUGUCUGCUGCUCUCCCUAAGAUUCCUUUGAAGCACAGAGAUCAACACAUUUCUUCUAUAUAUCUGCAACCAGGAGAGAGAUGAGGUGUUGAUUUCUCUAUCACAAUUCAGGGAAAGAAAAGGAUUGUUCCAGGACCUUGUUAAUUUUCUUGCACAGGUAUCUGUACUUGUCUGGAAAAAACCCUGGAAGAAAUCCCAGGAGAAGAAGAGAGAUUGAACAGCAACCCUAGCUAGCUUUUGAGUUUCCUUUUACAACCUCAAAAAAAAAAAAGAAAAAAAAAGAUUCUGGUUUCUGUACCAAAAAUUCAUGUCCCAAAGCUUCCAACAAGGCAGCAUCUACAGCUUUACCAAUGGUUAUGAAAGAUCUGCGGCGGCGGUGGCGGUGGCGAAGCAGCAAGGAGAGUGGAUGAUGAUGAGAGAUCAGCAGCAAGGAUUGGGGCCUAAUAAUUUACCCCAAGAAACUGGCCAUGAAUUACCCCCCGGAGGGCAGCAGCAGGCGGCGUACGGCGGCGACGCCGGCGGGAUGCUGACGGAAAUUGUGAACUUGCGGUGGCGGAAGGCGGCGGCGGAUGUGUUGGAUGAUCAGAUCCAGGCAAGCUACAGAUGGCCACAAAAACAGCACCUGCCAGGUGCAGUUAAUGAGGCAGCUGCUGCAGAUGAGAUUUCUGUUGACAACAAUACCCCUCAAAUUACAUUAGCUCCAUCUUCUUCUUCCUGCAACUCUUCUUACCUUGAAAGCUCCACAGACUUUCUUCAAGGGUUUCAUUUAAUCAGUUCUUUGCCUGAAUCCAACAUAGUAUCUCCUCCUGAAUUCACAUGGUUUCCGGGCAGUACGGGCAGAGCCGAGGAGGGGCAAGGUCUGUCCUUGUCACUGUCUUCUUCUCUGAUGAGAAACCUGGAAGCAAACAAAUUGGACAAGAUGAGCAUUAGCCAUGGCGAAUUGUCCUUCCAUGGCGCUGUGGCUUCGAGUAGCUUUGUCUAUGGAAUUAAGGAUGUUGGGGGUAAUCCUCCUCCUCCUCCUCCUCCUCAUCCUCAUCCUCAUCCUCAUCAUUAUCAUCAUCAUCAUCAUCAGAUGUUAUUACAUCCUCCUCCUCCUCAUCACGACAAUCAGGUUCAUGUUGGGUAUGUUGAAUCUGCAAGAAGCAUAAGCUACCUGCGGAAUUCGAGGUACUUGAAGGCUGCACAGGAGAUUCUUGAAGAAUUCUGCUGCGUUGGAAGAGGACAAUUGAAGAAUAAUCAGAAACUCAGGAAUCAGGCUAGAAACCCUAAUUCCUCAAUUUCGGACAGGAAUGGAGGAGCCGUUGGAUCGUCUUCUUCCAAAGAUCUCCAUCCCUUAUCUCCCGCUGAAAGAUCUGAUUACCAGAGACGAAAGAUUAAACUACUCUCCAUGCUUGAAGAGGUGGAUGCGAGGUAUAUGAGAUACUGCGAGCAGAUGGAGGCGAUGGUGAAGUCGUUCGACGCGGUGGUGGGGCAGGGGGCGGCGGAGCCGUACACCGGAUUGGCGAGGAAGGCGAUGUCCCGCCAUUUCCGGUGUAUGAAGGAUGCGGUCGCCGGCGAGCUGAGCGCGUGCUGCGACGCGCUGGGUGAAAAGGACGCCACCGGCGGGACCGGGCUGACGAAGGGGGAGACUCCCCGGCUGAAGACGGUGGAGCAGAAAUUCCGGCAGCAGAAAGCCUUGCAGCAUAUGGGGAUCCUGGACCCCGACUCCUGGCGCCCCCAGCGUGGCCUCCCUGAAAGAUCUGUUAACAUUUUGAGAGCCUGGCUCUUCGAGCAUUUCCUCCAUCCGUAUCCAAGUGAAGCAGACAAACAUUUGCUGUCAAGGCAGACUGGACUAUCCAAAAGUCAGGUAUGCAAUUGGUUCAUAAAUGCUAGGGUUCGUCUAUGGAAGCCAAUGGUGGAAGAAAUGUACCAGCAGGAGCUUCACGACGACGACGACGUACAGCGAGAAUCUCCGGCACCGGAAAAUGACGCCGGCGGCGGCGGAAGGAGACCGGAAAGUAAUUCGAACAACGCAUCAUCAUCCGCCGCGGCCGCCGUGCAACAAAUUAAUGAUGAUCAGGAGAUCGGCGGCGAGCAUGAGAUGGCGCCGCCGUCCUCCGCCUACCAUGAGAUGAUUAUGGCGGCGGAGCACCGGUGUUACCUGGCGAAUACAGAGGUGGGAUUUGGAGGAACCAACGGCGGCGGCGGCGGCGGCGGAGAAGUGUCGCUGACGUUGGGACUCCGGCGUUCGGAGAAUAAUAAUGUGCCGAGAAUGGGACAGCUCUCCAUUAGAGACUUCGAAGCCUAUUAAUUAAUAAUUAGAAUUAUGGGAAAUAUAUUAUUGAUCAUAUUUAAAAGCUUGGGGAAAUAAAUCUUUAAUUAAUCAGGAUCAAAGUCUGGUUUGCAGGGUAUUAGGUUGGAAGUGGGGUUUAUUCAGUACUUUCUGGUGACAGCUGCGGGUUCCCACGUCAUAAAAAAAAAAUAAAAAAUACUAGUGUGUAAAAUAUAUGGUGUGUAUAUAUUAUAUACAUAUACAAUCCGAGAUUGAUUUGAAUUUUUCUUUAGAUAGUAUUUUGAUGUAA
Andrographis paniculata is the source of this 2636-nucleotide messenger RNA. Its product is annotated as BEL1-like homeodomain protein 4. The transcript is spliced from 6 exons. Gene Ontology annotation, biological process: regulation of transcription by RNA polymerase II. Bases 383 to 2365 code for a protein of 660 amino acids. Lineage: Eukaryota; Viridiplantae; Streptophyta; Magnoliopsida; Lamiales; Acanthaceae. The record is from RefSeq and is a predicted model, not a curated record. Gene Ontology annotation, molecular function: RNA polymerase II cis-regulatory region sequence-specific DNA binding; DNA-binding transcription factor activity, RNA polymerase II-specific.